AUGUUCCUGAGUCGAAUUUCACCGAGAAUUUAUGGAGCGUCGAAUAUCGCGAUGCGAAAUGCUCGAUGCCUACAGAACUCGCAAGUCGGGAGACGACGAUGGGCAUCCACUCACCCUGUAUCUAACGAUGAUCUCAACAAGUUGAUUGCGAAAGAAAUCCUUCCACAGACAGACAACUGGAAAGGAACCGAGAAAUUUUUGCGCUCUGUCGUGGACAUCCUCAUAAAAUAUAUUCGUGAAGAAAAUGUACAUGAAAGCAAAGUCAUCGACUUUCAUCAUCCGGCCGAAAUGUUCAAACUUAUCGACCUUAAGAUCCCGGACAAACCACAAAAUUUGCAAACUAUUCUUAAGGCUUGCGAAGAGACGUUGCGUUAUGGAGUGCGUACAGGACAUCCGAGAUUUUUCAAUCAGAUCUCAUGUGGCUUGGAUUUGGUAUCGUUGGCCGGAGAAUGGUUAACAGCGACGGUUAACACAAAUAUGUUUACCUACGAAAUCUCUCCAGUGUUUAUUCUGAUGGAGAACGCAGUGAUGAGACGAAUGUGGGAAACUAUUGGUUGGGAUCCUAACACAUCCGACGGGGUUUUUGCACCUGGCGGAGCCAUAUCAAACCUCUAUGCAUUCAUACUCGCCAGACACAAUCUCUUCCCUAACGGCAAACAAGAGGGCCUCAAAGAGUUGCCUAAACUUUGUGCCUUUACUAGUGAAGAUAGCCAUUACUCAAUCAAACGUGCCUCUGCAAUUUGUGGAAUUGGAACCAACUACUGCUAUCCUAUUCGCACUGACAGCGCUGGAAAGAUGAUACCGGAAGAGUUGGAGAAGAAAAUAAUGGAGGCCAAAAAAGAAGGACUCACCCCAAUGUUCGUCUGUUGCACAGCUGGAACUACAGUCUACGGAGCGUUUGAUCCGAUCGAGAAAGUAGCAGACAUCUGUGAACGCCAUAACGUUUGGCUCCACGUUGACGCAGCUUGGGGAGGUGGCCUAAUGCUGUCACCCGAACAUCGCCACAAAUUGGCUGGUGUCCAUCGAGCUAACAGUGUCACAUGGAAUCCUCAUAAAUUGAUGGGUGCCUUACUGCAAUGUUCGGCUUGCCUGGUCAGAAAAGAUGGUCUUCUCAUGCAAUGUAAUAAAAUGACAGCUGACUAUCUGUUUAUGCAAGAUAAAUUUUAUGAUGUCACCUACGACACCGGUGACAAGGUGAUUCAAUGUGGGAGACAUAACGACGUGUUUAAGUUGUGGUUAAUGUGGAAGAGUAAGGGAAUGGAAGGCUACAGGGAUCAAGUGAACUAUCUUAUGGAUCUUGCCGCUUAUUUCACAAAGAGAAUCAAGGAAACGGAAGGAUAUGAGCUAGUACUUGAUUCGCCUGAGUUCCUGAACAUCUGUUUCUGGUAUGUGCCAAAGAAGUUACGAAACUUGAGUCCAGAAGAGAGAAAAGAGAAAUUGGGGAAGGUUGCACCGGCGAUCAAGGGAAAGAUGAUGGAGCGCGGUUCAACGAUGGUAGCAUAUCAACCUCGUCAUGGAACACCAAACUUCUUCCGGUUGAUCAUUUCCAAUCAAGCGAUCAAGCGAGAGGAUCUUGAUUUCCUCAUCAAAGAAAUUGUAGAUAUUGGAGAGUCUCUGUAA
Molecule: messenger RNA, 1620 nt
Organism: Necator americanus (New World hookworm)
Lineage: Eukaryota; Metazoa; Nematoda; Chromadorea; Rhabditida; Ancylostomatidae
Exons: 15
Coding region: 1-1620 (539 amino acids)
Biological process (GO): GABA biosynthetic process
Cellular component (GO): cytoplasm
Molecular function (GO): pyridoxal phosphate binding; glutamate decarboxylase activity
Source: RefSeq, a predicted model, not a curated record